Ciona intestinalis (vase tunicate) is the source of this 1865-nucleotide messenger RNA. Lineage: Eukaryota; Metazoa; Chordata; Ascidiacea; Phlebobranchia; Cionidae. The record is from RefSeq and is a predicted model, not a curated record.
UGGUGUUUUGGCAAUUGGCUAGUUUAAUAGAUGAACAAUGUACGUUUUGCUAAUAAUUUGUUACAGGAAACAUUGUUACAUAGGAAAAGCAUGACUGUGGAACCAGAUAUUUAUUGGUCAAGUGCAACAGAAGAAAAUGCCGACAAAUUAUCGUUUGUUCCUGGUGUAGAUCUUCGAAACAGAAGCGGAAACAUUAAACCAGAGCCACGAAAAAAAACAGUUUCAUCUUUAAAAAAGGAGACAAAAAAGCAUGCUGUAAGACCUAAUUCGAUUCUAAAGUAUGUUGCUCGUCAAAAAUAAAAGGCAAAGCAAUUGAAGCAAAAGUUAAUGCAGAUGAUGAAAUUUCAUCUUCUUCAAAGCUGGCAUCACUAAGAGAUUUAUGUCCAGAAGACAAAGAGAGAAUCGCAAACCUUGUGAAAGAACUUGCUAAAGCAUCCGAGGAAAAACAAGAAAGUGAAACAAAACUUGGGGAGGAAAGAAAACGGUUUCAUCAACAGUUAAAAGAAUUAAAAGAAGACAAGAAACAAAUUGAGAAUGAGCAGAUGAUGGUUCUGAAGCAAUAUCGAGAGUGCCAAACACUGCUUAGUCAUUACCAAGAGCAAAUAAACCAACAGCAGAAAGAUGUUGCUUCAGAUAUUCAUAAACUGUUAACCACUGUUCCACUUAUUUCAUCAAAUGCAACAUCAUCAGAAUCAAAGUCUAUCCCAACUUCAACUUGUGAACUUCCACACCAUUUAAGACAGCUUUCAAAUGAAAUCACUCAACAACACCGUUCACAUGAUAAUUCAUUUGAAAAGUCUGUAAAAGUUCCUUAUCAAACAAAAGCAUCAUAUGAUCCCAUGAGUUCAAAACGCUCAUCAUAUGAUACAAAUUACAUGGAAGAUCGUUGGAACCAAUCCAUCAUAAAUCCAUCAUCAAUAGAAGACACUGAAACAUAUGUUCAAAACAUGACCAGUGCUUUUGAAGAAAAAGUUGAAAAGUUGAGUCCCCGUGGACGACGUGAAGCACUAAUGGAACAGAAAUUUGCUCUGGAAAAAGAACAAAUUCGUUUGCAACAAAUGCUCUCUGAACAAGAAAAAAUAUUAAGACUUAGACAAAGUGAAUUAAAGAAAACACACAAUGAAUAUUCAACCAAGAACCGAUUAUUUAACAACACGAGUUCCAAUGUAUCCCCAUCAGCAACAUAUGAUGGUAGUACAGAUGUUUACAACAUACGGAGGAAUGAUGAGAUGCCACCACCAGUUAUAACACCUGUGAUACCAAUGUAUAACAAGUCACUUAACAAAAGUUCAUUAAACAUGUCUGAGUAUGACAUAAGUUCUCGUGGACCAGAUCACAUGUAUCAUCAUCAUCAUGAUUACUCAAGUUCAAAGAAAUCACCCCAUGAAAAAUCAUGGUCGGGCAGUAACAGGUAUACCCACACACCAAGAAUUCACCAUUCCUCGCUGCAUAGAUAUCCAAACAUGUCUCUCACUAACGAAAGUACCCGUCAUCUUAGCAACACAGAAGACACAAAUUCUCGUUCUCAAGUUACAAUGAACAACUUGAGUAUGUUAAGUGACUUAGUCGACACUGUCGAUCUAUCCCCACCUAGCGGUAAUGUUUUAAAAUGGGGAGUACUACGUGAAAAACCAGACGCCCCUCUGAUCUCAACCACCUUUGACGCUGAUGAUUCAGAAUUGCUUGAUGAUAUAUUUUUUAUUAAAUAAGCGUAAAACUUUUUUUUCUAUUAUGAAAUCCAGAAACAAAAAAAUAAAACGGUUCCACGCAUAUGGUCUUUAGUCAAAUUCUCAUAGUCAAUACUUUAAGUUGUUAUUGUAGAUAUUUCUGGUAUAAAAUAAACAAAACAUUUGAUCAUGUUUAAA